Oreochromis niloticus (Nile tilapia) is the source of this 511-nucleotide messenger RNA. Its product is annotated as hepcidin. Gene Ontology annotation, cellular component: extracellular region. Lineage: Eukaryota; Metazoa; Chordata; Actinopteri; Cichliformes; Cichlidae. Bases 99 to 350 code for a protein of 83 amino acids. The record is from RefSeq and is a predicted model, not a curated record. The transcript has 3 exons. Gene Ontology annotation, biological process: intracellular iron ion homeostasis.
UAUACUCAGCCAUUGGAUCAGAAAAUCUCAAAGAGCUGACAACAAGAGACAUCAAAACAUCAGAGAAGAGCAAGAAGUUUAAGCUAAAACCUCUUAAGAUGAAGACACUGACAGCUGCAGUUACAGUGGCCAUUGUGGUCACAUUCAUGUGUAUUCUGAGGAGCUCUGCUGUCCCUGUUGUUGAAGAGCAAAUGCUGGUGGAGCUAAUGAACACUGACAAUCCAGCUGCAGAACCUGAAGAGAUAUCAGUGAACUCGUGGAAGAUGCUGCACAAUGGAAGACAAAAGCGUGGUAUCUUUUGCGGCAGGUGCUGUAAUGGCAAAGUCUGCUGGAGGUGCUGCUAUGCCUAACUUGAUAUGUUUUUACUCCUUUUAUCAGCUGGCAACUUUGAAAUUUAAAAGAAAAAUGCAGCUGUUUUUUCCUGUGCUAUGUUCUAUGCACAACUGUGUAACAUGAAUAGUUUGCAAAAAAUAAAUGCAUGAACAAUAAAAUGUCGCAUUACUAUAAUACA